Symbiodinium sp. CCMP2592 is the source of this 714-nucleotide messenger RNA. The record is from the annotation of a GenBank genome assembly. NCBI's taxonomy places the organism in Eukaryota, Dinophyceae, Suessiales, Symbiodiniaceae.
AUGGCCUUUCUCGCCAGUGGUCGCAUUAAACAGGCCAUCGUGGCAGACAUUUAUCAGCCGAGAGGUUACUCCAACCUCCGAGCAGCAUGGGCUCCUGAUGCAAAGAUCGAACAUCGGCAUGUGGAUCUGCGAACUGCAGGCUGGCUGCGAAACUUGAUGGAAGAAGCUGGCGUCGAAGCUGCUCAAACCGUGGUCACGGCGUGUCACGCUUGUGGAGUUCUUGCAGAUGAGCUGAUUCACGAGUGUUUGCAAGCAGAAGUUAGCUUCGCCGUAGUGCCAUGCUGCCAUGGCGAGAAGGCCGGGAUACUGCUAGCGAUUGGGUGCGCGCACACUGCUCCUAGUUGCGUAGUGUUCGCGCAGGGAGCGCGUGGAGAAAUGCUGCGAAAGCUGGCCAAGGAAUACCAGCUGGACCGUGGGCUUACCUACGACAUGCUGCGCUUGGGCGCGAUCGAUGCAGCGCCGGGUUACAUCGCCCGGCUGCGACAAAUCGAUGCGGCCAUCACGCCGAAGAAUCGCAUCCUUUUGGGGCUGCACAAGCCCGAGGAGGCCCAAAAACGACGAGAGCAACGUCGCGCCAACCUGGAUCGGCUUGCCCAAACUGCUGAGUCACUGUGCAGGAGCCAGCGAAGCAUCUUGGUUGGCAGAUCAGCCAAAGAAGCUCUCUUUGACCAGACAGAUAAAAUUAGCUUGCCGCGGCGGAGCGGAGCGACUUAA